AUGCAUCUCAAGGCUGACCAGCAGGGUGGUAAGUUAGAGCUAGAGUUUAGGAGGUUGGGGGGGGCCAGAGGACUCUUGGAGGCAUUAGAGAAGAGAGGAGGACAGAACACACAGAGGAGCUGCUUCUCUUUCUGCUUUUUAAUUGGCCUCUCUCCUCUACACACAACAGACUAUUGCUUCUCUUAUGAACUGUUCAAGAAGUGGUGGCAUGGGCACCGCCUGAUUAUACAGUGGCCCAUCCCCUCCUUAUUCUGGUGUUAGUGUGAUUAGGGAGUCCUUCUCUGUCCUGUGCUCCAGGAUCCCAGGGUCUGGGAGCAGGGUAAAUGGGUGGCAGGAGGCCAAGGGUUGGAUCAUGUUCUCCUGAAAUGCUGGGAAGCAGUUAGUCUUCUCCUCCUCCUACCAUUUUUCUGGAGAUUAGAACCAUAUUCUCUUACAGUUGUAGGAAGUUCAACAGCCUUCUCAAAAAUAAUGAUUGUUUGAAAGUUUGUUUUUUAAGGAAGCCAGGGAGAAGGUAUGAGUUUGAGGGGCUUAGAAACAGUUCCUCGUUUGAUCUAUCUUUCUGGGUCAGGGGAGUGAGUGGGAACCCACUUCUCCAUAGGAAUAAACCUAUUCAUCUCAUUUGUUCAGCGACAGAGACACACAGAACGUUUGGCAUGGCAUGGCAUGGCCACUGAGGGAGGCUUUGGGAGGAGGCUGAGCAGGUGGCCUUGAGUCAUUUGCCUUGCUAGGGCCCAGGUCAGGGGGCAAAGAAAUGUCCUUGAGCUCCUCCCUCACCGACCUGUAGAUACCCAGGUACCAGGUGUCCACCCAAGGGGGCCUUCACAAUGAUUCCCCAGGUGUUCAGAACAGUCCUUGCACACCCAGUAACCAGCAUCUGACUUAAAUAAAGUUGUGCGUUUUGGGAAACAGACUUCUCUACUCUGAGCUUGCCAAAAAAGUGUCCCAGGGCUCAGGCAUUUGUU
Molecule: messenger RNA, 962 nt
Organism: Carlito syrichta (Philippine tarsier)
Lineage: Eukaryota; Metazoa; Chordata; Mammalia; Primates; Tarsiidae
Gene: HEPN1
Product: hepatocellular carcinoma, down-regulated 1
Source: RefSeq, a predicted model, not a curated record